Acanthamoeba castellanii str. Neff is the source of this 1248-nucleotide messenger RNA. RefSeq lists its product as uncharacterized. Gene Ontology annotation, molecular function: protein binding. The record is from RefSeq and is a predicted model, not a curated record. NCBI's taxonomy places the organism in Eukaryota, Discosea, Longamoebia, Acanthamoebidae. The transcript has 9 exons. Bases 1 to 1248 code for a protein of 415 amino acids.
AUGGCUCGUGCUAGCACUUUUUUCAUCUUGCUGGUGGUGGCGGUCUUGGUCGCGACCGUCGCCGCUAAAAUCAACUACCGACGUUUUGCCACACAUCCCGUAGCUGAUGGGGCGGAUUACCCCAUCGACCGAGAGGGCACCGUGUUUUGGGGCGUCGGCGGCACCAAUAUCUAUUUUGCUGGAGGCGUGAACACGCUCUACCCCACCGCCACUGACUUCACAGCAUUUACCGACAUUUACACCUACGAUACCGCCAACAACAAGUUCAUCAAGGCGCAGGUCCCUCUUCCCGGUCCGUCCUACUUUGGUGCGGGAGGGCACGUGCAAGGCUGCCUGGUCAUCUUCUCCGGCCGGACCAACACCCAGCCCACGCCGUGGACGUACUUCUCGGACCUCUACGUGGUCAACUUCACCAAUUCCAUCACGUCGCCCACCGUGAAGCUGGUCACCUUGAAGACGCCGGUGACGCCGCGGGCGUUCCACUCGGCCGCGGUGUUCCGCAACCAGCUCUACGUCUUCGGUGGCGUCACGGGUCCCGAUGGCUCCACCUCGAUUGAGCGCAACGAGCUCUUCCUGGCCAUCGACAUCCGAAACGGCUCGGUGACGAAGCUGCCCUGCGACGAUAGCGACUGUCCGGCUUCGGCGCCCGUGAGCCCGGCCAUGUACCUGGACGCCUCCGAGGAGCUCAUCUACGUCUACUCCGGCAUGGAAACCGAUUUCCAGACCUGGGGCGACAACAGUCACAUCCACAUCUACGACAUGAUCGACAAGGAAUGGAAGGACCCCGUGACGGUGCAGUACCGCAACAACUUUGUGUUCAACGGUCUGUCCAACACCCUCCAGGCCGACAACGAGCUCCUCAUCAUCGGCGGUGACCACGGUGCGACGGGCUCGCACGCCGAGUCCCACAUGCUCGACCUCAUGCAAAACCCGCCCCUGGUGGUGGCCAUCGAGCACGGUAGCCUGCCCCAAAAGUGCGAGAGCCAAACGUUCGUGGGCGUCGACGCCAAGGGCAACAUCUGGGCCUACGGAGGCGCCACCUACGCCAACAGCUCGGCCCCCACCGCCAUCAGCUACUGCCACGGCGUCGUCACCAUGCAGUUCUACCAGGACCCCAACAAGGUCGGAGCGGGCACCAAGUGGUUCGUGGGCAUCGCGAUGCUCCUCGUCACGGCGGCUAUUGCGGGCGUGACGGUGUACCUCUACAAGAAGAGCAGCGCUCGGCGCGACUACGUCGAGAUCCCCUAA